UUGAUAGCACUGGACCAGUGCCACCUCCGUCCUCUGUCCACUGACCAUGAGUGGAGAGGAAAUGCAAGGAUGGACAGUAAAAAUGACCACGCCGAGUGUUUUGGCCAUGGUGACGGUCUUUUCUAUGAUUCCUGGCGGGGUGCUGAGCGAUAUGAGAGGUACUCAGGGUCUGGAAGCUCAACAAUUGGCCCAGGGGUCCACUCAUCUGCACCGUCGCCUGAAGAGAGGCUGGAUCUGGAAACAGCUGUUUGUCCCAGAGGAAGAUCCCACUCCUCGUGUUAUUGGCAAGCUCAAAUCUGAUUCUGACCGAGGCGAGUUUACCAUCAAGUACAUAUUAUCAGGAGAGGGUGCCGGAGAUGUGUUUGAGAUAGAUGAGUACUCUGGUGAGAUCCGGACAUUGAAGAAACUUGACCGUGAGGAAAAGGCCUUCUACGUCCUUCAAGCCCAGGCUAUCAACAGGAGGUCCAACGAACCAGAAGAGCCCCAAUCGGAGUUUAUCAUCAAGGUCCAGGACAUCAAUGACAAUGUCCCUCAGUUUCAGAAUGAGCCGUAUGUGUCUAGCAUCCCAGAGAUGUGUCCAACAGGGACCACAGUGGCCCAGGUGACAGCCACAGAUGCUGAUGAUCCCAUGUUUGGAAACAACGCCAAGCUCAUCUACUCCAUCCUGCAUGGGGAGCCUUACUUCUCUGUGGAGCCAAAGACCGGUAUUAUUGUAACAUCUUGGCGAAACAUGGACCGUGAAGCCAGAGAGAAAUACCUGGUGGUGGUGCAGGUGAAGGAUAUGCUAGGCCUCAGCGGCGGUUACUCCGCCUCCACCACAGUCACCGUCACCCUGAUUGAUGUCAAUGACAAUGGACCCACGUUUCAGCACCACAUGUACACCUUUGCCGUCCCUGAAGAUGCAGACGUGGGCACCACAGUAGGCAGGAUUAUGGCAGAUGAUGCCGACAUUGGCAUCAAUGCUAGGAUGGUCUACAGUCUGGAGGAUCUGGAGGAAAGCUCCACUUUUACCAUCCAAACAGAUCCAAAAACGCAAGAGGGAGUGGUUCUACUGGCAAAGCCUUUGGACUACGAAAAUAAGCGACGUUAUGUGAUGGCUGCAGAGGCGGUCAAUGAUCCCGUGGACACUAGUUUUCUGCCUCUGCAUGAGUUCAUGGACAGGACCACGCUGAAGAUUGUGGUGGACGACGUGGACGAGCCGCCUGUUUUUGUCACGUCGGUCUACGAAUGGAAAGUUCCUGAAAAUGCAGCUGUUGGAACUGUGGUUGGCAGUGUUAGUGCCAGAGACACUGACACAGUCAACAAUCCCAUCAGAUAUUCAAUUGACAAAAGGAGUGAUACCACAAAAGCUUUCAAAAUAGAUCCAAACAAUGGGACCAUAACUGUUGCUAAAGCUUUGGACCGAGAGACUGCAAACUGGCACAAUGUGACUGUUGAAGCCAAGGAAACAACGCAGAACCAUUUAUCCUCCUCUGUGGUGGUGUUCAUCAAAGUGCUGGACAUAAACGACAAUGUGCCAAGGCUUGCAAGAGAUUACCAGCCAUAUAUCUGUGAGGGGACACAGGCGGGAGAACUUAUUCAGCUGCUCAGCGCCGUGGAUCCAGACGACCCUGCGGAGGGACACCACUUCUACUUCUCUAUGGUCCCUGAGAAAAGCAUCAAUCCGAACUUCACCAUAAGAGAUAAUCAAGACAACACAGCUGGCAUCAUGGCACGUAGGAGCACUUUUACCCGCAAGGAUCGGACCCAGUACCUCCUGCCUGUGGUGGUGACAGACAGCGGCUCGCCAGCCCUCUCCAGCACCAGCACUUUGACCAUCAGUGUUUGCAGCUGUCAUCCCGUAGGCCAUUGUCCCACAGGGGGGGUGGAAGCCCUCGCUCUGUCUAUGGGAGUCAGCCUGCAAACUUUGUUAGGGCUACUGGUCUGCCUGGUCACACUGACAGUGCUGUCAAUUCUAAUGCUGAUGGUGAGAAGACACAGGCGGAAACAGCAGGAGGGGCUGGAGGUGGAGGUGAAGGAGCUGGAGCUGCCUGAGACGGUGUCGCAAAAGGUGCUGUAUUAUGGGGAAGGGAGAUGUGGAGGAGAGGACCUGGAUUUUUGCCAGCCCGUCGUCCCGCUGCGCACCCACCCGAGGAGGAGGGAGAGGAAGCUCCGGAGGGAAGACAUCAGAGCUAGCAUACGGAUGUCCUUCCUUAGAGAGGAGUCCCACGUCAUUGGUCCAGAGGAUGAGGCAUUCAGACAGUUUAUUCUGGACAGGUUGGCAGAAGCAGAUGAGGAUCCUUACGUGGCCCCAUUUGACUGCCUCAGGACCUAUGCGUAUGAGGGGUCAGGGUCUCCCACAGGGUCUCUGAGCUCAUUGGAGUCAUCUACCGUUGAACUUGAACCUGAUCCACCAGUUAGCAACACCAGAUCUUCCUUGGUCAGACUUACCCCGUGGUUUGGGGCACAAGAUGAGGACACCAUCUUCUGAGGGGCUUUUCUUAUCAUUUUUUUUAUGGCUUCUCUUUUAAAGUUGUCAAUACUGACAUAAAGACACAAAACAAAAAAAGACCUGCACUUAAAAGACAAAAAUCAACCCUUAUAUAACUUAAUAUAAAAGAGCUAUUUUCUUUGCUGUAUUUAUCAUAUUUCAGCUACAGAGUUCCUAGCAUUCAUACAUAAGUCAUAACUAUCAUUUUCUCCCUUAAACUACCACUUUGCAACAAUCAAACAUCAUAACCUGUAUCAUGCGUCUGUUUUAGAAGAGGAAGAUAUUACAUUUAAUCUUACUAUCAUCAGGAAAAGACAUUACCUUGAAUCACAGAGGUAGCAGAACCUUAUUAUUUGCUUUUGAUACAGGUUAUAUAGGUUAAUUUGUUUGGGUAGAAGUGACUGGUUGCAUGUGAAAGCAGUAUCAAUAGACCAUUAUGUAAUCUUAGCCACAAGACAGGUUACAUUAUGGAAAACCUCACUUUUUUCUUCACUGGAUGAACUCUAACUCUGUUUUUACUUACUCACUCAGUAGGCUACCAUGUUUCUAUCGUGCCCACCCACUCACACUAGGAAUUAGUCACCACCAGUGAGUGAACUGGUUAGUCCACGCCUGGGUUUUGCCGAAGUUACGAGUGAAAGUCAAUUUGGCAGAUGGUUAAAAGCAACAGAGGCACAGCAGGAAAAGGCAACCAUAAAAUACAGUAAAAUGCACUCACAUAACUCUGGCUGAUAAACUGAAAAAUGUAAGAGUAAGCUAUGUGGUAUUAUUAUUGCCAUUAUUACAGUGUUAAAAUAUUACACUGGCUGUAUCAUACUUACAGUAUUACUGACCUGUACAUUUUUAAUAUAUGAUAUUAUUUGCGACAGAAUAUAAGUCAGUCCUAAUCAGCAUUUUGGCUCAUAAUGGUUUCUAUGUGUAUUUGAAUUGUACUAUAUGAAUUCAUAUUAUAUGUACUCCUGAUAUAUAUAUAUGUGUGUAAGGCCACAUAUUUUUGUGUCCUGAUUAGCUUUAU
This is a messenger RNA of Scomber scombrus (Atlantic mackerel), 3485 nucleotides long. RefSeq names its product cadherin 19, type 2 (gene cdh19). The transcript is spliced from 11 exons. The coding region runs from base 47 to 2470 and encodes 807 amino acids. Gene Ontology annotation, biological process: cell morphogenesis; multicellular organism development; adherens junction organization. Gene Ontology annotation, cellular component: catenin complex; plasma membrane; adherens junction. NCBI's taxonomy places the organism in Eukaryota, Metazoa, Chordata, Actinopteri, Scombriformes, Scombridae. The record is from RefSeq and is a predicted model, not a curated record. Gene Ontology annotation, molecular function: cadherin binding; calcium ion binding.